This is a messenger RNA of Amoebophrya sp. A120, 11513 nucleotides long. The record is from the annotation of a GenBank genome assembly. NCBI's taxonomy places the organism in Eukaryota, Dinophyceae, Syndiniales, Amoebophryaceae.
AGUCCAACAACCUUGAAGAUGAAGAAGCAACCUUUUGUUAAGUGAAAACCCCCGAAGUUUUUCUAACUUUUACAUUUCCAAAACAAGAAGUCUACAUUUCCGGGUUCCCAUCUUUUAUGAAUCAUUGUUCAAAUUUUGCUCAGAAGAUGUGGUGUAAUUUCUCUUUUUCAGUUGAGCAACAAGUCAAUCAGCAUUACUAACCUCCUUCCUAGCCACGGAUGAUCAUGAUGCGGCCCCCGCCCCACCUUAUUACUAGCAUUAAGCCUCACAACCAUCGCGUUCGAUAAGACAUAGACAAAUCUACUCGCGCAACAAAAACACAAUGGCUCCAUUCGCAAAUUCUGGCAGCGGGGGUUCGUCGUCCGGCGGCCCCGGAACUACUGCCGGUGACGAGAACAAUCCGGGUGCCGGGACAAGCAGGCAGAUCAACCCGGCGCUGUACCAGCGACCGCGGCUAACCACCUAUCUCCGCGCCCACGUGGAGGCGGAAAAAGACGAGCAAAUCGACAUUGAAAUCGAGUACAUCAAGCGUCAGAGGGAACUGAAAAGACGCAGGAUAGCCAGCGAGGGCGGCGGUGGGUCCUCGUCGUCUUUGUCCGCAAACAGGCAUUUAGAGGACCAGGAGUGGAGCCUGAAGCGGUUCGGGGGGAGGGACGGGGGGUACGAGAACCGCACCGCGUUUCGGUCGUUUCAGAACGAGGUCAAGAAGCAGCUGGGGGACAGCACGGAAAUCAAGGCCGCAGACAUCGAGCAGAUCGUCUACGAGCACUGCAUUCUCCUCUCUGAGACGAUCAAGAAGCGGGAUAUCAAGCAGAACAUUCACAAGGAGCUCGGGUUCGCGCUGUGGUCAACCUCGGUGGAUGAGCAGAAAACCGCACAGCAGAUCGAGGUGAUGCUGAAGCUCGCGAAUGAGCUCGCGGUCUUUGACACGUUCAAGCGGUCACAGGUGUUGAAGAAAAAAAAGCAGGAAAUUCGAGAAAUGUUCGAACUGAACGACACCGACUUGAAGUACGGAACGAAUGCGGUAGCAGAUCUGGAUGAUUACGAGGAGGAGGAAUCGACAUCGAAAAGGUCCGCAGAUCUUUUCGAGGAGAACAACACCUACCAGGUGAACGAAUUCGGCGAGGUUUCCAUGGGCGGCGGUAGGAACCGCGCGCAAAACCUGUUCGGAUUCGGUCUUGGCUACCAAGACCCGUUCGCUAGAUAUCGAGCGGAAAAGUAUGCUGUGGGGCCGGCACAGAAUAUCACGGCGGCUUUUGGAGCAAAUAACUUAGACUUUGAUGAUGUCGUGGCAGCGGGCGGAAGCAGCAACUUCGAACUGGGCGGCCAACAGGUCAGAGUGGAAGUGCACCACAAAGCUGCCGCGCAGCAAGCAGGCGGGUCCUCAUCGAGCAGCGCACCUACUGCGACAAACCUGCCAAACCUGCGAUUUUUGAAGCAGCUCAGUUCGAAGUUUUUCCAGGACCACCCGGACGUGCCCAUGACCAUCGAGGAGUACACGCUCCAGCUGCUCCAGGGGCUCGAGCAGAACGACGAGAAUGCCCUCGCGGAACAGCUGAAUUUCGACUUCGAGAAGCUAACGGAAAUCUUCGAGCGGAAGGACCGAAUUCUGGAGGACUGGAAGCAGGCCGUGGCGAAGUCCGGGUUCAUCAACCCGAACAGCAAAGCGGAAAAUCGGGCGAAACAGGAACAGCACGAGAUGCACCGGGAACUUCUCACCGUGGGUUUCACCGUGACCAGGAAGCAGAAGGCGUCGCAGUCCGAACAGAAGCAAGUGGACCCGCUGACUGUGUUACAGCGCUUGUUUGACGGCGCGGACGAGUCGUUCUCGAACGCCGUCGACGGGGGCGGCGGAUCCGCGUCCUCCGCCGCCAAACUGGGCUUCCCCACGGGUCCAGGCAUGGAUCACCUUUCCGGGAUCGCCACGUCGCUUCCCAUCAACGCGACACAGGUGAAGGGGAAGGAAUAUGACGUCGUCACGAUUCCUCCGCCAGCAAAGAAGGACAACGCACAAUUCAGACUGGUAAACGUCGACGAACUGCCGGCGUUUGCGCAGCCGGCGUUCAACGACACUGGCGGGACGGGGAUGUUGAACAUCAUCCAGUCCAAGGUCUACAAAACUGCGUUUCGCUCCAACAACAACUUUCUGAUGUGCGCCCCCACGGGUGCGGGAAAGACAAAUGUCGCUUUGCUGUCAAUUCUGCGCUUGAUCCACCAAAAAGUGGGUGAGAACGACGGCAAGAUCGAUUUGUUCCCGGACGUUUCCGGUGGGAAGGACGCGAAGGGUAAGGGAAAGAAGGGCAAAAAGGGAAAAAACGACGAAGAGGAGAACAACCCCUACGCCAACGCGGUCUUCAAAGUCGUCUACCUCGCCCCGAUGAAGGCACUUUGUGCGGAGGUGGUGGAGAAGUUCAGCAAGAAACUCCAGCACGUCGGGAUCCAGGUGCGCGAGUUGACCGGGGACACGCAGUUGUCCAGGCAAGAAUUGGAACGGACCCACGUGAUUGUCACCGUGCCGGAAAAGUGGGACGUGAUGACACGGAACUCCACCUCCGGCGGCGGCGCCAGCGACACGACCUCGUUGCAGAAAUUGGUGGAGUUGAUCAUCGUCGACGAGAUCCACCUGCUCCACGAGUCCCGCGGCGCGGUCAUCGAAUCUGUCAUCGCUCGAACGUUGCGAUAUCAGGAAUCCUCCGGGCACUUCACCCGGCUCGUCGGCCUCUCCGCGACUUUGCCAAACUACAAGGACGUGGGUGAUUUUCUCCGCUGCUCGAACGACAACAUUUUCUAUUUCGACGGAAGCUACCGCCCAAGCCCCCUGGAGCAGACCUUCCUCGGGAUCCACAACCUGUCCUCGAACAAGAAAAUCAACCAGAUCAAGCGGCUCCAGGUGAUGAACAAGGCCUGCUACGACCAAGUGCUCGCCGCGGUGAAAGACGGACACCAAGCCAUGGUGUUCGUCCACUCCCGGUCCGAUACCUACAAGACCGCCAAGGCGCUGAUCGACAUCAUGGUGGAACGGGGGCACGAAUCCUUUUUCAGCUGCAAUCAGGGCGAGGGGCAGCGCCAGAACUACGGGAAGUUCUGCAAAGAGGUGGACCGGGCGAGGUCACCGGAGUUGAAGGAGAUUUUCCGCCGCGGCUUCGGCAUGCACCACGCGGGACUGCUGCGGCCGGACCGGAAUUUGAGCGAAAACCUGUUCCGGGGCGGGGGCAUCAAAGUGCUUUGCUGUACUGCCACGCUCGCGUGGGGCGUGAACUUGCCCGCUCGAAAGGUGAUCAUCAAGGGCACGCAAAUGUACGACGCGGAGAAGGGUGGUUUUGUGGAUGUCGGGAUUCUCGACGUGCAGCAGAUUUUCGGCCGCGCGGGGAGACCGGGACUGGACGAUUUUGGUCAGGCCUGUCUGAUAACGGAGGAGGAAACGAUGCGGAAAUACCUCGCGAAGCUGACGAACCAGACGCCGAUUGAUUCCCAGUUCCUUUCCCGUUUGGAGAACUCCCUCAACGCGGAAAUUUCCAUGGGAAACAUCAGCAGCGAGCGCGACGCGGCGGACUGGCUCACGUUCACCUACUGCUUCAUCCGGAUGUUUCGAGAGCCAAUGGCUUUCGGCAUCCCGAUGUCGGAAAUUCAGUUCGAUUCCACCUUGGAAAAAUUCCGCCGCAGCAAGGUCCGCGAAGCCGCGGAGAAGCUCUUUCAGGCGAGGUUGAUCCGGGUGGAUGCGAGUAAGAAUUACUUUCCAACCGAUUUGGGCCGGUGCGCCGCGCGGUACUACUUGGACUACGAAACCGCGGAGGCGUUUUCGAAGGAAUUGACGGAAUCCGCGAAGCCGGAAGACAUUCUGCGGCUGUUCGGCGAGGCGACGGAGUUCAAACAAAUGAAGAUCCGGGACGACGAGACGAACGAAUUGGACGAGUUGAAGAAGAACAAGGACAUCUGUGUGCACAAAAUCGUCGGGGGCGCCAUCAACCAGUCGGCCGCAAAUCAGAGCAACGACAGCGUGUCGACGAAGGUGUCGAUUUUGCUGCAGGCAAUUAUCUCUCGGGCGCGGAUUCAGUCGUUUUCCUUGACCUCGGACAUGAACUACAUCAUGCAGAACGCGUCGCGUCUCUUCCGCGCCAUGUUUGAGAUCACGCUGACCCGCGUCGCCGGGCUCUCCAACAUGUCGGAGUCCCUGCUCGAGUGGGCGAAACAGGUCGACACCCGCAUUUGGGCGCACGCGCACAUGCUCCGGCACUUCUGCUAUCCGCCGGCGCACGCGCAGAAGAAGCAGUUUGGCCGGGACGAUCGGAAGGGCGGGGUGCUCAAAUUUGAGACGGCGGACCGGUUGGAACGGAACAGUAACUGGAAUUGGUGUAUGCAUUGCAAAAGUAUCGUACUAGUAUGAAUUGCAUUUAAUGCAAUUCAUUUCCAUUCCAUUCCAGUACAAAUUCCAUUUGUCAUGCUGAGGAAAUUUGUAAUACAAAUUUCCUCAGCAUGACAAAUGGAAUUUGUAAUGCUGAUUGACCUAUGGAAAAAGAUUUGUAAUGCAUAACUGCAAUUACUACGAGUACGAUACUUUUGCACAGGAUAUGGUGGAAUUUGUGGGACAUGGAGUGGGACGAGAUCAAGUACAUCAUAUCCAGGACAAGACACCCAUCUCCAUCCAAUUUGUCAUGCAAAACAUGCAUAAAAUCCCCUAUUUGUCAUGCAAAACAUGGAUGGGGAUGAGUGUUUUUUCCUGGAUACAUCAUUCCCGAGCACAACGAGGCGAAGCUCGUUUCGCGCUACCGCGCCCGAGUCCCCUAUCUCGACGUGUAUCCUGAGUAAAAACGUACCCACACCAGAGUCAGGAUGGGGAUUUUGCAACACAAACCUAGGAGUUUUAGGAGUCACGCAUGACAAGUUUCAGUCCGUAAGGUAGUGCAAGUUAGCAAGGAAAGCCGCAUCACAAAUCGACCUUCUGAUCCUGUUUACAGCAUUACAAGUUCCCAAACACGAUUGAAAAUGCCCGUCAUGGGGUUGCGCAUCACAAAUGUUCCUGUCAUGGCAAAUCUGCAUGACAACUCUGGGGUGGGGACGUUUUUACACAGGAUAACGUGGGCCACGUGAUCACGCCGAUCACGAGCACGAUUUUCCGCAUAAAGCUCACCCUGCAACUGAACGAGCACAUAUGGAUUGCAAAUAUGUCUGGGUCUGGAAACUUGUAAUGCUAAAAGUGAAUGGUAGACUGACGCACUGCAUUACGCAGCCACGCAUGACAAAUUUGCUGGCUCCCAUGUCUUACGUACCCCGCAUGGCAAACUGCGUUUUUGCGUGACAGGUAAGGGGACCUUUUUGUGCCUAUGCAACACAGAUUCUCGAGUCAUGCCAGACAAGCAUGACAAACUUGCACUCUUCCAGACCCAGACGCUUUUGCAUUUGAUAGCACUGCGAGUGGAGCGACAACUGGAGCGGAUCCUUCGAGCCGUUCUACAUCUGGGUGGAGAACCCCAUGACGAAGGACAUCCUCCACACCGACACCUGGACGCUGCAGAAGAAACAAAUGGAGGAAAAGGCGGAACUGUCGUUUGUGAUCCCUUUAAACCAGCCUCACCCGCCCCAGUACGUGAUCACCAUUAUCAGCGAGCGCUGGGUGGGGCUGAAAUUCACGAGUGAAUUUUCGGUCAGCCAGUACCUGCUGCCGGACCAGGAGAUGGCACACACGCCGUUGCUCGACCUGUACCCGCUGCCGAAGACCGCACUGCAGGACAAGAAGUUCGAGAAUUUGUACAAGUUUUCGCAUUUCAACGCGGUGCAAACCCAGGUUUUUCACACGCUCUACCACACGGACUAUAACGUUCUCGUCGGCGCCCCGACCGGGUCGGGGAAGACGAACAUCUAUCCUGUGCAAAACAAGUAUCGUACUCGUAUAAAUGCAAUACCUGCAUUACAAAUCUCUUUUUCAAGGCAAAUCAGCAUUACAAAUUAAACUAAAUUAAAUUUGUAAUGCUGGACUAAUUUGUCAUGCAAUUUAUAGAUACUAGUACGAUGCUUUUGCAAUGCAUAACAUCGCGGAACUGGCGAUGUUCCGGCUCUUCAACAAGACGCCCGACAUGAAGGUCAUCUACAUCGCGCCACUGAAGGCGCUCGCGAAGGUAUCACGAGAAAAAAGUGUUACAGGUACGCAUUGUGUUGCAGGAGCCGCAAGACAGACAACCUUUGUCAUGCAGGAAAUGCUUGCGAGCCUCGUUUCCUACGUAUUUUCCCUUCAUAUGAUCUCUGCAUUACAAGUUUUGUCUGCCACACAGAGAAAAUUUGUAAUGCAGAAACUCCAACAACUGUGUAACUGUAACACUUUUUUCUUGUGAUAGAAGGAGCGGAUGGAAGACUGGAAGGUCCGGUUUCAGAAGGAAUAUGGAUUGCAAAAAUGUCUGGGUCUGGAGGGUUGCAACUUGUGAUGCUGCCUCUGGCUUCUAAAUAAAAAAUCUGUAUUGCAUGACUAGCAAGAGGAGUCCACUUUGUGCUACGCCGAGAGGGCAUUUCUCAUGCGGAGUAGGCAUCAGAAAGCCGUCUAAAAGUCUGUGAUGCUACGGCAUGCAUUACAGGCGUUGUGGGUCAUGGAAAAUCUGCAUGACAAGUCUUCCAACCUCCAGACCCAGACAUUUUUGCAUUUGAUAAGGAACUGGGGAAGUCGAUUGUCGAAUUGACGGGCGACUUCACGUAUCCUGUGCAAAAGUAUCGUAUUCGUAUAAAUGCAAGCCUUGCAUAACAAAUAUUUUUCUUAAGGUAAAUCAGCAUGACAAAUUUUAUUUCUCAUGCUGAGGAAAUUUGUAAUGCAUUUAUACGAGUACGAAACUUUUGCAGUUCAUAUCACGCCGGAUGUGAACGCGCUGGAUCAAGCGCAGCUGAUUAUCACGAUAUGGAGUUCUCAAAUGUUACAUUCUCAACUGUUACAUGAAUUUGUAAUGCAAGACUGGCAAAAGCGAAGGAAAGGAGGAAGAUUGCGCCUUUUGCAUUACAAGUUUGGCGCAGAUUUAGAUGCUGUUUAGCCCUUCCGAAAUUUGUCACGCGAAGCAGCUCGAUCAUCUGCCGGCUGAAGGUGCUUUUGCAUGACAAAUUCAUGUAACAUUUGAGAAUGUAACGCUUGAGAACGCCAUACACGACGCCGGAAAAGUGGGACGGGAUAUCCCGGCACUGGCAGAGCCGCGCGUACGUGCGAAGAGUGGGGUUGGUCAUCAUCGACGAAAUCCACCUGCUCGGUCAGGACCGAGGACCUGUGUUGGAGGUGAUUGUGUCGCGCAUGCGGUACAUUUCCGCGAACUUGGACGUGCCGAUCCGGUUUGUCGGGCUCUCUACCGCGUUGGCGAAUUCGCACGACAUUGCGGAUUGGCUGGGGAUCGGGAUGGUGGGUUGUUUCAAUUUCAAGCCGUCUGUUCGACCCGUCCCCAUGACGGUGCACAUUCGCGGCUUUCCGGAAAAGCACUACUGCCCGAGGAUGGCGACGAUGAACCGUCCGGCUUACGAGGCGAUCAAACACCAUUCGCCCACGAAACCGGUGUUGAUUUUCGUCUCUUCCCGUCGGCAGACACGGCUGACAGCGCUAGAUCUGAUCGGCUUGAUCAACGCCGAUGUGGAGAACUUAAUGAACGACAGAGCCAACGGGAUCGCAGUCGAAGCUGCUUCAUCUCCCAGGAUGAACGGCGAGGGUGGUACAACAACCGGUGCAGGAGCGGCCUCAUCGAGCUCCAGCAGUACAGCGAACAAUUCUACUACUCAGGAAAACUUCGGGCACCCCUUCCGCAGAUUCGACCCCGCAACGGAUAUUGAGUAUCUGGAGAAGAAGCCCUGGAUCACGGACCCGAACCUGGCAAUGUUUCUGGAGAACGGGAUCGGCAUUCACCACGCGGGUCUGACGGAGGAGGACCGCUUGUUGGUCGAGAAGUUCUACUUGAAAAACAAAAUCAUGAUCCUGAUCGCGACUUCGACGCUCGCUUGGGGGGUCAACUUCCCCGCGCACUUGGUGAUCAUCAAGGGGACGGAGUACUUCGACGGGGCGAGCAUAUGCACUGCAAAAGUAUCGUACUCGUAGUAAUUGCAGAUAAGCAUGACAAAUCUUCUUCCUAAGGCAAAACAGCAUUACAAAUCCCACUUUUCUUCUUGCCAAAACUUGUAAUGCAAUUUAUACUAGUGCGCUACUUUUGCAAUGCAUAGAGCAAGCGCUACGUCGAUUUCCCCAUUACCGACGUUCUGCAGAUGAUGGGGCGCGCGGGCCGUCCGCAGUUCGACGACAAGGCGGUCGCCGUGGUGUUCGUGCACGAGCCGAAGAAAAACUUCUACCGCCGGUUUCUGUACGAGCCGUUUCCGGUCGAGUCCAGUCUGCAUGAGCAGCUCACCGACCACUUGAAUGCUGAGGUGCACGCGAGAACCAUCACGGACCGGGCCGAGGCGGUGGACUACUUGACUUGGACGUAUUUCUACCGGCGGCUGACCGCGAACCCGAGCUACUACGACCCGGCCGCAGCGUUGCAAGAGAACUCCGCGGACGCCAGCUUCAGCGCGACGGCGGCCACCAGCAACGCGAACAAGUCCGCAGCGCAACAGCGGCAGUUGACCAGUUACUUGGAGAAGCUACUGGAUCGCUCCUUAGCGGACUUGGUCCGCGCCAAGUGCAUCCGGCUGAAGGACGCGGGACAAGACGAGGAGGGAAAUUGGAAGCCGCUGCUGAUCGAGCCGCAACCGCUCGGGAAAGUUGCGUCGUUGUACUACAUGGGACACAAGACGGUGUUUGAGUUCCAGAACACCUUAGAGAAAAACACGGACGAGGGCAUGUAUCGUGUGCAAAAGUAUCGUACUCGUACAAAUGCUAAUGCAAGUCUUGCAUUACAAAUCUUGCAGCCUCCAAGGUAAAUCUGCAUCACAAAUUUUAUUUCUCACGCUGAGAAAAUUUGUAAUGCAUUUAUACGAGUAGGAGUACGAUACUUUUGCAGUUCAUAGCAUGUCGUUUCUGGACAUUCUGAAAAUGAUCUGCAACUGCCCGGAGUACCGGGAGCUACCCGUGAGGCACAACGAAGAUCAGCUGAACAUGGAGUUUGCAGAGAAACUGCCCAUACCCUUGGACUUGGCCACCCAGUCCUACGACUCCCCGCACACGAAGGCAUUUCUGCUGCUGCAAGCGCACUUGUUCCAGCGCGAUCUGCCUUCUACGGACUACAAAACGGACUUGAAGUCGGUGUAUGGAUUGCAAAAGUAUCGUACUAGUAUAAAUCGCAUUCGCAAUACAAAUUUCCUUAGCAUUAGAAAUGGAAUUUGUAAUGCGGAUUUGCCUUAAGAAAAAGAUUUGUAAUGCAUGAGUGCGAUUACUACGAGCACGAUACUUUUGCACAGGAUACGGCGCUCGACCGUACGAUUCCGAUCAUCCAGGCGCUGGUCGACAUCGCCUCGGAGGAGGCGCAGUGGAGGACGUGCCUGAAUUUGAUCACGUUGCUCCAGUGCCUCCACCAAGCGACCCACCCGUGGCGGAGUUCGCUGUUCACCCUCCCCUACCUGAACUCGCCGGGGGCCUCCGUUGCCACCUCGCGCGCGUUAUGGGACUGUCAGGAUCGAAAUCGACAAGAUCGAAAAACUUGAGAUGCACAAAAUCGAUGCACGUUAGACCCACAGUUUGUAGUCGGCGCAUGGCAAAUUUCCCACGUCCUGGAAACGAAUCUGUCAUGCAGUUUAGGGCAAAAGCGCUCCCCUCUGUCAUGCUAGCCACCAACCCAAUUCGUGACGACCCUUGGCAGGACUACAAUCUGCCUCCUUUGCGUCCUCUGCAAUAGAGUCACUUUUUGUGUCGCAUUUUCUGCAUGACGUUUAUUUCGACUUUGUCGAUUUCGAUCCUGACGCUUCCAUACGCGUCCAACAAAACGUACCAGAUGGAAAUCGUGGAGUUUCUAGAUCAGGAGGAAAGCAUCAACUCCCUACCGGAACUCCUCGACCGGGACUACGAUUGCCGCAAAAUCUUGAAAAAGGCCUUCCACAGCUCGAAGCAACUGAAGACCAAGAGGAUAUCAGAGGAGAGGACGGGAAUGAUGUUGAAGGAGAUCUCCGAUGUGGUCCGACAGCUGCCGAAGCUGCGACUCGCCUUCAAGCUCUUCCAAGUGAAAGACGUCCCAGGCGACCCGCCCCCAGAGGGCGGAAACGACUACGAGGAGGACGAGGGCGACAAAGUGCAAGUGACUCUGAAACUGAAUGGCACGAUCAACGAGAGCGCCAAUAGCCAGAACAAGCACAUGAGCGAGAAGCAAGGGGGUCAAAAUAGUAGAGCGGGACAAAAGAGGAGGAAGGAAAAGCGACAUCCGACAAACCCGAAUGCGAUUUGGAAUCCGAAGACGGGGAAAUGGAAAGAGCGAAUUUCUCUAAACACGGAGGAACCGCCAGAAGACCACAGCAAGCCGACAAGGAUAGAGGUUAGAACAGUUCUGCAUUAUUGACAUUGACUGAGGAAAAAUUUGACUUUCCUGUUGUGAAUGUGCAGCUUUUGUUUGAUGUUGCUUAUCUGGAUGUCGUGGUGCAGGAACAACUUUGAUUUUCAUGUUUUUCGGUAGAUCAUAGUGUAUCAAGAGGCGUAUCAUACUAGCUAAGUGGUGCUUGUAGUCUAAAUUCCAAGGAUCGCGAAGAUUUCUAUUCUAUUUCAUCAGCCUUUGUUAGAAACUAGAAGUAGAACUGCAACCACCACCAGCACCACCAUUUUUCGGCGAAAAUAUCGUUUCCAAAAACGCCACACCAGGUCCCUUCUGGGUGCAACCUGGAGCUCGAGAUCUACACUUGGUACGCCAAUUCCCCGAUGAAGUACGCGUUUGCCCCCAAGUUCCCGAAGAAGAAAACCUACUCGUGGUGGCUCCUCCUGGGUGACGCCGAGAACGACGAGCUGAUUCAGAUGAAGCGCGUUCUGAUGCAGCCGCUGCACCGCACCAAGAAGGUGGUCUUUGAUUUCGAGGCACCGGAGGAAGAUCCCGGGGAGUCGUUUGUACUGAACUUGUGCUGCUCGAGCGAUUCGUUCUUCGGCCUGGAUCAGCAAUACGACUUGGAAAUUUGUUUGGUGGAAAACCCAGACCUAGAGGAGCAAGCAGAUGACUCUUCCCAACAUGCUGGUGACGAAGGAGAUGAAAAUGGGGACGCAGAUCCAGAUGCUGGCUCCAGCGGAGAAAAUAGUAGCAACUCGCCCGCGCGUUCCCGGGAGGAGUGGGAAGACGGUCUGGAUGAGGUGGAAGAGGAGCGGUUUAAUUCAGAUACUGAAGACCACAAAGACCACCACGGGAAGUCGAACAACGCAGGGAGCCAUCCAAAAGGAGGCUCCGUGUGGGCCUGAGAGCGAGAGGGAAUUCGAUACAGAACAAGAAAUCCAAAUCCUCGAAGCAUCUCUUUGAAUAAGAGAUGAUAAUCGAUAGCUCCAAAGCGACACCGCACCUAUCCAUCGUUGUACUACAGGCACUCUAUUUAUGAAGUCUCGUAGCGAAUGACGUCGACGACACGCAGCUGUGAACUACUAGCCUCAUUCACCGCAUUCAACAAGG